Orbilia oligospora ATCC 24927 is the source of this 3054-nucleotide messenger RNA. RefSeq lists its product as uncharacterized. The record is from RefSeq and is a predicted model, not a curated record. The coding region runs from base 1 to 3054 and encodes 1017 amino acids. The transcript has 2 exons. NCBI's taxonomy places the organism in Eukaryota, Fungi, Ascomycota, Orbiliomycetes, Orbiliales, Orbiliaceae.
AUGGAAUGUGGAUCACACUCCCAAGGAAACUACAUUGUUUCCUGUACGGAUGACUUCCGGAAAACGUCACAAGUACCGAAAUUAAAUGGGCACCUGCUGCUUGAAGCAAUAAUCACAAAAGGUUCUAUAUCUAAACUAGCGGAGACUCUGAUUCCAACAACUGAAGUUUCAAGCCAUCGGAGACCAAUAGAGGAGAUUGUAUCCAACGAUGUUGUCCGGAAUGCAUUUGAGGCCUCCAAAACUCAGUGGAUUGAUAAUCCCGUCAUUACUCCAUGGCAUGAUCCGAACCAUAGGAUCUAUGGUGUCCUCACGGAAGCCAAUCGUCUACACCAAAUCUGGACGUCUAUAAAACCGCGACCAUUCUCACCACUCACAGAUCCUCUAUGGAUGGAAGCAGGCCGCACAAUAGCAGAAGUUGGUCUCCCAUGGCAUAACAACCAACUUAAUAUGCCUGAUGAGAUCGACAGCAGCUGGCAAUUUCACUUCAAGUCUUAUGAGCGAAGAGCUCUUAGAGAAAAAGGCGCUCGUGUGGGGGAUGCGAAUGCAACUGGGUAUAUUUGCACAGCUAGAGAGGCGAACUGUUAUUGCAUUCGAACUCUGCAGCAAGACCUACGAGAUAAACACCCCACUUUGAGGCCGAUUCUAGUCUAUGACAACUUCGACGAGCAAACAAUAUUAUCCGCAAAGUCUUUCUUUGGACUUCAAAUUUAUCGUAUAUCUUUAUCAGACAACAUAGAGAACAUCUGUCGAGAUUUAAAUGCGGUUACAAAUAAUGAACGGCCUGUUAUUUUCGCAGCCACGUUAGCAGCUCUCAACGGAAUGUGCGAUGACUUGGAUAUCAUCUGCAAGAUCUCAGAGAGUGUUAAACUUCUACUCCACGUCGAUGCUUCACGAAACUUCGACUAUAUCACAACAUUAUCUUCAAGAGACAGGAAACUAUUAGGAAUUAGAAGUUUGAGGCUAGAACCUAGACUACUAUCCAAAGAGUUGCGGAUACAUGAUGGACCUGUUCGCGCUAGUACUAUUGUCGCAGCGGGAUCAAAUCAUGUGGGCCCAGCGCAUGCAGUCGCUUUAAAGCCAGCAUCUUUGGGAGCAAAACAUGUGAAAGUCGCAUAUGUACGAGCAUAUGAUGCCUCUCUGGCUGGGUCACGAGAUGCUCUCCUUCCUCUCUGGGCCGCCCUGCAGGAGAUCAAGUUCGGGGCAAGUGGAUUCCAAGAAGUAUAUCAAUACUGCGCUCGAAUGAGAACCAUACUCAUUCGCGCCCUCGCGGGAAAAGUGAAAUUCAUUGCGCCUUCUUACUCUCUGGACGUUAUAGUUCAAUCAUGCUCUCAGGAACAGAUCGAAGGCUUGGUCGCUCUAGGUGGCCAAAGCCUCCCAAACAAAGGGGAAGUUAUUCUCACCGUCCAGCCCUCUGUUGUUCCUAAUGACAUCAAGUCGUUCUUGGAAGCCUUAUCGAUAUCCAACAAGACGGUUGAAAACAUCGUAAACCGGGAUUUCUCCAAGUUAUACCCAAUACCCCCACUAGUCAUCGAUGACUUGCGCGAAACCGUUCGGUCUUGGAGAGUUAAAACUCGGUUCUCUGCCGGCUAUCCAUUGAACAUGUUUUCAUAUUCUGCGUUAGGGCCCGUUGUUGGGAAGUUUCUGGACGUCAAAAUUCCCCAAGAUUGGCUGGAAUCACAUGCGGACCAACUUCUUGCCACCCGAAUGCAGAGCUUUGGGCUUACCGGGUCUGAAACACAGUUUAAGGGAACCCUUACAAAUGGAAGCACAAUGGGCAACCGAGUUGGGAUCCACGUGGCCUUAGCCCGACUACCUGGGGCGUUUGUAUAUUUCUCCACUGAAACCCACUAUAGCGUCUCCAAGACAGCCCGUGAUUGCGAUACAAUUACAAAUCGCUGGUUGACUAGCCACAAACCCAAAUAUUCUGAAAUAUCAUGUGAUAAAAUGGGUUCCAUCUCAAUCAACGCGCUUGUUGAAAGAGCGCUAGGCGAUCAAAGGGAAUGUCGAGAGCGUGGCGAAGAAUAUCAUAUGGUAUUAUUCGCCAAUAUGGGUACGACUUUUGUAGGUGCACGAGAUAACCUCAAGAAAAUAUGUGAAAGAUUAGCCGACGUGGGGGUUACAAUAUCUCAUAUUCACGUCGACGGAGCGUUUGAUUUUGGCUUCGAGAACUGCAGCGUCAAACUCGGUUUACCAGGAACGAUCGAUGAAGAAGGUAGACCGUUCGUACAAGGUGUAACAAUCAGCCACCACAAGGCGUUAGGCGGCAUGGUAUCCGGCGAGGUCAUCUGCUAUAGUCCCCAUGAUCAUCUCGCGCCAUUUAAAUGGAACGUCGACCCAAGGAUUGUGUUUGAAAAGUGGCUGUAUGAUCAGGCGUUUAGACCAGAAGAUAUCACCAAAAUGUAUCGGUAUUGCCAGGCCAAUGCAACAUAUCUGGAAUUUGCUCUCAGAAAAUCUGGAUUUGCUACAAAGCGGAAUCCUGAGAGCCUUAUAGUCGUUUUUGAACGGCCACCAUCCUGGAUUAUCGAGGAAUUUUCGCUCAGGCCUGAAGGUGAUUGGGUUCACUUUAUCGCAUCACCCCACAUAUUGCGUUCCACCAUCAACCUUUUCAUCGAUAGAAUCUCAUGGUUUGAGAAGCAAUGCCAAGUUGCUUUCAGCUAUGUGAACCCUAUAGUGGACUCCGUGCUAGGUCCGGUCGAACUCACAUGCGUACGAUGUCAGGACCCAUUGGCCAGAUCUAUCUCUGGGCUGUCUGAAUCAGCUAUGCCUCUAGUAUCGGGAGCACAAAGGGAUAUUGUAAACAUAGCCAAGACUUGUAUGCGAGGAGCGCUGUCAGUAGCGGUGUUAGACAAGCGUGGCGAGGUGGAAGUGGUCCUGCUAAUCGAGUCAAAUCGAAACAUGUCGAUCAAAGUGGGACCACUGCUCGUUAGAGCCCGCAACGUUGUUCAUGCGAGCGCAAUAGUCGACAUUGCCAGACAACUUACAGGAUUUAUGGCUAGAAGCAUGAAUGCUCAGCUACAUACUGAUGUCUCUAGCUACAGUUUAUAUGUGAUAUAA